Molecule: messenger RNA, 672 nt
Organism: Parastagonospora nodorum SN15
Lineage: Eukaryota; Fungi; Ascomycota; Dothideomycetes; Pleosporales; Phaeosphaeriaceae
Exons: 2
Coding region: 1-672 (223 amino acids)
Source: RefSeq, a predicted model, not a curated record
AUGCGGACUUUUAUUCUCGCGACCUCGCUGUUCACAGCUCUCGCAGCUGCACAGACGAUGUCCAUGACAGCUCUCCUUGCGACGAAUCCCGAUCUUAGCGAGUUUGGCGGCCUCCUUCGCAACGUGUCCAGCUUCGCAGGAUCUCUCAAUGGCCGAUACAACAUCACCAUAGUCAUCCCGACCAACGAGGCCUUCGAGGCUCUAUCUGCAGGACCAGACAGCUUCGAGCGUCGCGCUGUUUCUGGGCGCGGCGACGAUGAGCUAGAGAAGCUGCUGUCUUACCACGUUCUCAAUGGGACGUACACUUCGGCCGACUUUACGAGUGAGCCAAAGUAUGCUAGCACAUUGUCGUACACUCAACGCGGAGCCACAAAUCUUGUUGCAGCAAACUUUACUGGACCACGUGCCGGACUGGUAAAGAAUGGGACGAGUGCUGCCACGGUCCUCAGUUCGGAGGGACGGUCGAGCGAGGUCGUUGAAGCGGACAUCCAGACCAUCCCAGGCAUCGUCGUCCACAAGAUCAACAGGGUCCUUACGCUCCCGUCAAACUCGACUGGUGGUGACGCUACCCCCACUGGAAGCGCGACUGGGGCAGCUCAAGCGACUGGCGGUGCUGGCAGGCUCGGAGGAGGCAUGGCUGCGAUUGGUCUGGGUUUCGCACUGGCAUUGUAG